AUGGACGACAGGAGCAAAGCUAAGAGCAGAUCUGUAAAAAGGCAAGUACGUCUCCUCUUCUUAUUGUCUUUCGUCUGCCAGACUGUCUCGGAGCACCUUCGCUAUUCAGUUCCAGAGGAAAUGGGAAAGGGUUCCAUUGUGGGGAAUCUUGCCAAGGAUCUGAAACUGAGUGCUGCAGAAGUGGGAAAUCGCAACCUGCACAUCCUUUCUUUAGGCAACAAGCAGUAUUUCUCCAUCAAUGCUGAAAAUGGGAAUCUGUAUGUAAAAGACAGGAUUGACAGAGAGGAAAUCUGUGGGGAAACUGCACUCUGCCCCAUCAGUUUUGAAGUGGUGAGUGCAAACCCCAUGGACAUAUUUUACAUAACAGUAGAGAUCCAGGAUAUUAAUGACAAUGCACCACAUUUCUUAAAUGGUGAUAUCAAACUAGAGAUAAGUGAAUCCUCUUUACCAGGAGCCACAUUUCCAAUCGAACAAGCAAAAGAUCCUGAUAUUGGAACAAAUUCUCUCCAGGAUUAUCAUCUAAGUAUUAAUGAGAAUUUCAUACUUGAAUUUAGACUGGUGGAAAACAGAAAACAAUAUCCAAAAUUAGUGCUAAAGAAACAGUUAGAUCGCGAAAGUGAAAGAAGCAUUAAUUUAACACUUACUUCUGUUGAUGGUGGUAAUCCAACAAAAACUGGAACAGCCAAAAUAUGGAUCAGGGUCAUUGAUGCCAAUGAUAAUGCACCCAUCUUCAGUCAAGAACUUUAUUUGGUCAGCCUAAAAGAGAAUGCAUCAAAAGGAUCUACUGUAAUACAGGUGAAAGCCACAGACAAAGAUGAAGGUUCCUAUGGUCAGAUCAACUAUUUCUAUAGAAAUAUUGCUAAUAAUGCUCAUAGGAAAUUUGAUUUGGAUUCUGAACAGGGAUUUAUAUCAAUUCAUGAAGAGCUAGAUUUUGAGGAAACAGAGAAGUAUACCAUAGCAGUGGAAGCAAGGGAUGGAGGUGGGUUAGUAGCACACUGUAAUGUUGAAAUAAAGCUAUUAGACGUAAAUGACAAUGCCCCAGAAUUGAUUCUCGCCUCCUCAUCCAGGGAAAUUCCGGAAAACUCUCCAUUAGGAACACUGGUAGCCCUCAUCAAUAUAAAGGAUAAAGAUUCAGGGGAUAAUGGGGAGGUCAAUUGCCAUUUACAAAAUGCCUCCCCAUUCAAAAUAGUAUCAGCAACUAAUGGCUACUAUAAGCUGCUGACAGAUGGUCCCCUAGACAGAGAAAGCACCCCAGCAUACAAUCUUACAAUCACAGCCACAGACAAAGGUACACCCCCUCUUUCUACACAGAAAACCAUCUCACUGGAGAUUUCGGAUAUCAAUGAUAAUGCCCCUACCUUUGAGAAAUCCUCAUACACCGUCUAUGUGGCAGAGAACAAUCCUGCUAGCUCCUCCAUCUUCAGCAUCAAAGCUGUAGACCCCGAUCUUGGUCGCAAUGCUAGGAUCACCUAUUCCAUCCUCACAAGCAAAAUAGAGGCGCUACCUCUCCCGUCUUACCUCUCCAUUAACUCAGAAAGUGGCACCCUCUAUUCUCAAAGGUCCUUUGACUAUGAGCAACUCAGGGAGUUUGAGGUACAGGUGAAGGCUGAAGAUGGAGGCUCCCCACCUCUCAGCAGCAAUGCCACAUUGAAGGUGUUCAUCCAGGACCAAAAUGAUCAAAGCCCUCAAAUUCUGUAUCCUUCUCCAGGAGCAGAAGGUUCAGCCUCCUUUGAGAUGGUGCCUCGCUCGGCAGAGAUGGGGUACCUGGUUACAAAGGUGGUGGCUGUGGACACCGACUCUGGCCACAAUGCCUGGCUCUCUUAUCAUCUACUGCAAGCCACUGAGCCGGGGCUCCUCACAAUUGGUGCCCACACUGGUGAAAUCAGGACAUUGCGGACACUUCUGGAAAGAGAUGCUCUGAAGCAGAAACUAGUGGUCUUAGUGAAGGAUAACGGGCAGCCCUCACUCUCUGCUACAGUCAGUCUCAAUCUGAUUUUUGCUGAAAACUUCCAAGAGGCACUGCCAGAAAUAAAUCACCAAACCACGGAUUCAGAGCAACAGUCUGAGCUCCAGUUCUACCUAGUGCUGGCCUUAACUUUGAUCUCCUUUCUGUUCCUCUUGACUGUAACUCUGGUCAUUAUGAUGAAACUCCGACAGUCAGGGAAUCUGAAAUUUCUUCCAUGCUUUGCUCCCAUUCCCCAUUCAAGCAAUGCCAUUAUAUUCCCACCGAAUUAUGAGGAAGGGACUAUUCCUUAUUCCUAUCAGCUCUGCUUAUCCUCUGAGUCCAAGAUACAUGAAAUUACUUUUCCAACUCCCAAAGUUCAAGCUGCUGAAUAUAUUUCAUGCAACCAAAAGUAUGAUGUGCUUUUGGCAAGCAAUGGAGGCAAUAUCCCAAAUUCUGAGAUGGAUAAAACUGAUUUGGAAGCACAACCUAUCAGCACCAAAAAAUGUGAAGUCCAAGAGCAGAUUCAUUAUACAAUAUCUGAGGAAAUGACAAAAGGUUCUAUUGUGGGGAAUCUUGCUAAGGAUCUGGGGCUGAGUAACAAAGAACUGGCAAAACGCAAUGUGCAUGCAGCCUUGGUGGAAGAUAUGAAAUAUUUUGGAAUCAAUACAGAAAAUGGAAAUUUCUAUAUAAACGAAAAUAUUAAUGAUAAUGCCUCACAGUUCCUUAAUGGCACUAUCAACUUGGAAACAAGUGAAGUUACUUUGCCAGGCGCCAAAUUUCUUCUUGGAAGAGCUGAAGAUGCUGAUAUUGGAAUAAAUUCUUUACAGAAUUACCAGCUCAGUUCCAAUCCAUAUUUCAUUUUGGAAGUAGAAGAGAGUCAAGAUAGAAAUAAAUUUGCAGAUUUAGUUCUACAGAAACCUUUAGAUUGUGAAAGUCAAGAUUCUAUAUUUUUGAUUCUUACAGCAAUAGAUGGAGAAAAUGCUCCUAUUGGAACUACUGUGCUCAAGACUUCUGUUUCUGAUGAUGAUGAAGGCAUAAAUGCUCGAAUCAGGUAUCGUUUCAGCAACUUACCAACAAAUGCCCAAGAAAAAUUUAGUAUGGAUCCAAUCAAAGGGAUGAUUACUCUCAUUAAAACAUUAGAUUUUGAAGAAGCCAAAGAAUAUAUUAUAACAGUGACAGCAAAAGAUGGUGGAGGAUUAGUAACACAUUGUCAACUACAAAUACAAAUUGUAGUUUCCUACAGCAUCUAUGUGCCAGAGAACAAUUCUUCACCAGAAGAAUUAUGCACCAGAACUCACAGAUCACAUAUUCAAUCCUCACCAGCAACACUGAAGAACUUCCCAUCUCCUCCUAUUCAUUCUGAGACUGGCAUCAUCUUUGACUAUGAGCAGUUCAGGGAAUUCCAGCUGCAGGUGAGGGCCCAAGAUGGCGGGAGUCCCCCUCUCAGCAGCAACGUCACAGUCAGGGUGUUUAUCCUGGAUCGGAAUGACAACAGCCCCCAGAUCCUAUCCCCUUCACCAGACUCCAAGGACUCUGCCCUCUUUGAGAUGGUCCCUCGUUCAGCCGAGGCAGAUUAUCUGGUAACAAAGGUGGUGGCUGUGGAUGCUGAUUCUGGACACAACGCCUGGCUCUCCUACCAGCUGAUUCAAGCUAUAGAACCAGCCCUCUUCACUGUUGGCUCCCAUACGGGUGAGAUCAGGACAGCAAGAACUUUUAUGGAGAGAGAUGCUGUGAAACAGAGACUGGUCCUUUUGGUGAAGGAUAAUGGACAACCGACUCUCUCAGCCUCUGUCACUCUGAACCUGGUGUUUGCUGAGAACUUCCAGGAAACCCUUCCAAAAAUGAAAAACCAGCUGAGCAAUUCAAAUUUCCAAAGACAGAUGGACACAAAUGACAGAAAGAAUGGCAAAGCAUUCACAAGGCAAGUACUUAUCUCACUAUUCUUUUUCUUCCACUGGGCUGUCUCAAAGCACAUCGAUUAUUCAGUACCAGAAGAGAUGGCAAAAGGCUUUGUUGUGGGGAAUCUUGCAAAGGACGUAGGAUUGAAUAUAAGGGAAGUGGAAAAACAAAAUGUACAUCUAGUCUCUAUUGCUAAAAUGCACUACUUCAGCAUCAAUGAAGAGAAUGGAAACCUCUAUGUAAAUGAAAAGAUAGAUCGAGAAGUAAUAUGUGGGAAGGCUCCACUCUGUCUUCUUAGUUUUGAAGUUGUGGUUGAAAAUCCUUUGAAUGUUUUUCAUGUAACUGUAUCAGUUGAGGACAUUAAUGAUAAUGCACCAUAUUUCUUGGAAAACAACUUCAACUUAGAAAUAAGUGAAACCACUUUUCCUGGAACUCGAUUUCUCCUUGCAAAAGCUGAAGAUCCUGACAUUGGAAAGAAUUCCCUCCAAAACUAUGAGCUUAGCUCCCAUCUUUGUUGUAAUUUGGAGACUGGAGAGAGAAAAGAUGGAAGUAAAUACACAGAACUAGUGAUUAAUAAUCCAUUGGAUCGUGAAAGUGAACCAUAUAUACAUUUGAUUCUUACAGCCAUUGAUGGGGGUGAACCAAGAAAAACCGGGACUGCCCAUAUAUGGAUUAAUGUCACUGAUGCCAAUGACAACUCACCCAUUUUCACUCAAGAACUCUAUAAGGUCAAAUUGGAGGAGAGUCUUCCAAUAGGGUCCCCUGUGCUCCAGGUUAUUGCUUCUGAUAAAGAUGAUGGUACAAAUGCCCAAAUCAGAUAUCAUUUUGGCAAUAUGCCUGGAAAUAACCAUCCCAUAUUUCAUUUGAAUCCAGUCAGUGGAAAAAUCACACUUAUGGCCCCCUUGGACUUUGAGGAAACUGCAGAAUAUACAAUGACAGUAGUAGCAAAAGAUGGUGGUGGCUUAGAAGCAAACAGCAAUAUUGAAAUAAAAAUAUGUGAUGAGAAUGAUAAUGCACCAGAGAUAAACCUGGUCUCCUUAUUUAGUUCUUUCUCUGAAGAUACUCCACCUGAAACAUUAAUUGCUUUAAUCAGUGCAAAUGACAAAGAUGCUGAUGAUAAUGGAAAAGUUACAUGUCAUUUAGAAAAUGAUAUUCCUUUCAAGAUCCUGCCUUUUUCUAAUAAUUACUACAAGCUCCUAAUAGAUAGACCUCUGGAUAGAGAAAGAAUUUCUAAAUAUAAUAUUACAAUCACAGCAACUGACAAAGGAACCCCUCCACUGAGUGCAAACAAAACCAUCAUGCUGCAGAUCUCUGAUAUCAAUGACAAUGCUCCUGCUUUUGAGAAAGCUUCCUACAGGAUCUACGUGCCAGAGAACAAUCCUUCUGGGGCCUCCAUCUUCCAGAUUCAAGCCUUUGAUCCGGAUCUGGAUCAAAACUCACACAUCACAUAUUCAAUCCUCACCAGCAACAUUGAAGAACUUCCCAUCUCCUCCUAUAUCUCCAUUCAUUCUGAGACCGGCAUCAUCUACGCCCAGCGAUCCUUUGACUAUGAGCAGUUCAGGGAAUUCCAGCUGCAGGUGAAGGCCCAAGAUGGCGGGAGUCCCCCUCUCAGCAGCAACGUCACAGUCAGGGUGUUUAUCCUGGAUCGGAAUGACAACAGCCCCCAAAUCCUGUCCCCUUCACCAGGCUCCAAGGACUCUGCCCUCUUUGAGAUGGUCCCUCGUUCAGCCGAGGCAGAUUAUCUGGUAACAAAGGUGGUGGCUGUGGAUGCCGAUUCCGGACACAAUGCCUGGCUCUCCUACCAGCUGAUUCAAGCCACAGAACCGGCCCUCUUCACUGUUGGCUCCCAUACGGGUGAGAUCAGGACAGCAAGAACUUUUAUGGAGAGAGAUGCUGUGAAACAGAGACUGGUCCUUCUGGUGAAGGAUAAUGGACAACCGACUCUCUCGGCCUCUGUCACUCUGAACCUGGUGUUUGCUGAGAACUUCCAGGAGGCCCUUCCGGAGAUGAAAAACCAGAUGAACAGCUCAGAGGAUCAAUCUGACUUACAGUUCUAUUUGGUGGUGGCCUUAGCGGUGAUGUCAUUUUUAUUCCUCUUGUCAGUGAUUCUGGCCAUCGCCAUCAAACUCCGGCAGUCAGGAAAUUCCAGUUUCUUACCAUGUUUUGCUCCUGUUUCCCAUUCCACAGCUGGAGUCAUAUUUCCACCCAAUUUUCAAGAUGGGACUCUGCCUUAUUCCUACCAGCUUUGCCUCUCCUCAGAAUCCAGAAAGAAUGAAUUGAUGUUCUUGACACCACAUAGUCACGUUAUUAAAAAUACCCUUAAUGGUGAUAAUAGUGUUCCUUUUGUAGGCAACAGUGAAAAUCAAUUAAAUUCAGAAAUGGAUCAUGACAUUAAGCAAGCACAACCUAAUACAGACUGGCGUUUUUCUCAGGCUCAGAGACCAGGAACUAGUGGAUCGCAGAAUGGAGAUGAAAACGGAACUUGGCCAAACAAUCAGUUUGAUACUGAAAUGCUUCAGGCUAUGAUUUUAGCAUCAGCAAAUGAAGCUGCCGCCGCCGCUGCAGCUAACCCAGAUGGAAAUUCUACUCUGGGAGGAGGAGCAACAGCAGGUACCAUGGGGCUCAGCACCAGGUAUGGCCCCCAAUUCACCCUUCAGCAUGUUCCUGAUUAUAGACAGAACGUGUAUAUCCCUGGAAGCACUGCUACUCUCUCCAACGCCGCUGGCAAACGUGAUGGAAAACCGGCAGCCUCUGGAGGGGGAAAUAAGAAGAAGUCAGGAAAGAAAGAGAAGAAGUAGGAUCCACAGGAUAGCACAGCCACUUCCACGUAAAUCUAAAGGGCAGACUCUUCCAGCACUCCCCCAGUUCAUAGCCUAGGAUGGAAGAUGAAUGUGAAUUUGUGGUUAAACUUUUUUUAAAAUAUGGAACAUUGUGAAUGUACAUUGUUGUCAUCUAAGUUUAUGAGUAGAUGUACUGCUGUUAUUCAUGAAGAAAAAUAUCUGAAUAAUAACAAAUACAGUGUAUAUCUUUCGAGGACAAUGUAAUAUGCAAGGGUGUCAGAUCUUUGAAACAUUUUAUUUCCUGAAGAUCUGCAUCAUCAACAAAAUUUAGGAUGGGCUCUGCUCAUUGUAAAUAAUUAUUCUGAACAGAGUUUUUUAUUUAUAUAAGUUCCUCCAUUUUUACAAAAAUUCUCACUUUUCCAAAUUUUGAUAGAAGUUCUUGGGGGGAGGGUUAGACAUCAUUUCAGCUGGAAUCCUUGUUAUGAUAUUGAUAGGGAGUGCUUUAAUUCCUGCUUUGUUUUAAAAGAAAUGUGUAUCCUGUAUUAUUGUAAGAGAAUGCGAUUCAGCUACAUUUAUCUUUUUUAUAAAUUUAACCAAGGAUGGCCAGAAAAAAAUUAAACUGAUGUCAUAAUUUCUGAGAAGCAAGGAGUACAUGGCAAUGGAAAAACUUUCAUGCACAAAACAUGUCGUAGAUAUAAAGACAGAGAACACUGCCAGUCAUGAUUUAUUUACAGUGAUCUCUAAAGAGGCAACACAUCUCAUCUACAUCAAUAUGUAUACUAAGUGUUUUCUAGAAAAAGUUGAAGAAAAAAGUCAUUCACUUGUGAGCAUAGUGAGCUACUGCUCAUAUCUUUGCUUGACUCCUGAGGGAGAUGUCUUUGUUAACUGGAUGAGCUCUGCUGAUCUUAUAGGUAGAACAUUAAAAAUAGAAUGCUUCACUUUUUUCUGCACAUGAAACUGCAUGCAAAUCACUUCACAUUUACAGGACAGCUGACUUCACACCCAAGCUUGAAUUGGGAAAUUUAUUGCAUGACAUGAACAGCAUGUUAAUAUGCUCUCAAGUGCCCACAUCAGCACUGUCUGUGAGUAAAGUUCACUAACAAGAUGCAUUGCCCUUCCUCAGAGAGAUUGGGAAGCUUGUGUAUUUCAUUUCUCUGUGCAGUAUAAAAAAAAAAUAAUGUUGGCUUGUUGGUCUUCACAAUUUGAUAUUAAAUAGAAAGUGGCUGAUUUGGGAAAGCUAAGGGACCAAGUCCAAUGAAGGUACACUGGAAUUAGAACUGGGCAAAUUGCAAAGCCAAUCACUUUAUUCCUGAACUUUUAUAAAUACUAAACAAAUGACAUUGUAUUGAUGCAAUCAGGCAAUUUGAGAUCCCUACCACUACCUCUUCUUGAAUAUGAAUAGACCUUAAAAUGUUAAAAAUACACUUUGUGUUACUAUGUUUUGAAAUUGCUAGAUUUAGAUCUUUUUAACAGCAUCAUUCCAUAGCCUAGUAUGGACCAGUGAGGUUUCUUAACUCUGGCCCAUUUGAUAAUGUAAUGGUACUCUGAGUCAGGUAGGAAAUUGUACUGUUACUUGGCAACAUUGGUUGUCUUUCUAGAUAUAUCGUAGUUUCCUGUACUUUAUCAUGGUUUUCUUUAUUGCAACAAAAGAGCCAUAAAGAAUCAGAGGAGCAUAUUUUCAACAUGGAGCGUGAACCACUAGUUCAAGAACUUUUUUUUUUACAUUGUAAUAAAUAGCUUGCUUGAAAUAGUCAAAACAGGUCAGUCUAAACAUAUUACAAGUUUCCAAAGUUGCCUCCCAAACGGAUUGGCUGUGUUGUUGUCACUGCUAAGAGCAUUUUAUGAACUAUUUGAUGCUUUCCCUGUCUCUAGAAAGUAGGACUUAUCUACAAAAAGUUUUUGUCUACAUAUGGGUUUUGUAGUGAUCCCAAACGCUUCUCCAUCAACUUUUUCUUUGGUGACUGCACUAGAAACAGUUUACAUAGUUAGUGAAAUAGACAACAAACUAGUGGGAUGUUCUGUAACAUGAGCCACAUUUAAAUGAAUGAGAGCGCAAUAGUCCUCCUGUCACACAGCUCCCAUUUAUCUCAAUGCAGUUUGUGCAGAUACACCUCAGCUGGAUUGUGCCUAAAGCUUCUUAUGUAAUCGAAUAGUUAACAUGUGACCUUUCCCAAAGUACUGUAGAUGAAUCUUAGUUAAUCUUGUUUAUUUUUUCAUCUACACCUGAAAAUAGUGUAGUAGUGCCUAGUGAUGUGUGUUUUUUUAUUUGUUUAAUCUUAAUAAUUGAAUAGUGAACAUCAGUAUUUUAUAUUCUUUUGGAUCAUCUUCAUGUGUGUUCAUUGUGCUUUUAAUUGUAUGUGAACUGAAACACACUUACUUGUCCCUCCAAUGUGUCUAAUAUUGAGCUAUACUUAUAUAUUAUAUAUAUGCUUAUACCCUUCUUAUAUCCAUGUAACUGAUAUUGAUGUGUUAACACGCAAGUUUUAUACUCUAAUAUUUAUAUUGCUUUUU
Molecule: messenger RNA, 9135 nt
Organism: Notechis scutatus (mainland tiger snake)
Lineage: Eukaryota; Metazoa; Chordata; Lepidosauria; Squamata; Elapidae
Source: RefSeq, a predicted model, not a curated record